Messenger RNA from Daldinia caldariorum, 1353 nucleotides. RefSeq names its product concanavalin A-like lectin/glucanase. The transcript has 2 exons. Gene Ontology annotation, biological process: endoplasmic reticulum to Golgi vesicle-mediated transport; Golgi organization; endoplasmic reticulum organization. Gene Ontology annotation, molecular function: D-mannose binding. Gene Ontology annotation, cellular component: endoplasmic reticulum membrane; Golgi membrane; COPII-coated ER to Golgi transport vesicle. Lineage: Eukaryota; Fungi; Ascomycota; Sordariomycetes; Xylariales; Hypoxylaceae. Bases 1 to 1353 code for a protein of 450 amino acids. The record is from RefSeq and is a predicted model, not a curated record.
AUGCGUUUGUUACGAUCGUCAACACUUGCCUUCGGGCUUGCUACAACUGCGAAAUUCGCUGAUGCCCAGGCGCAAUUCCUUGUCAAUGAGUUAAGCUUUGGUUAUACUGGCAGAAUAAACGAUCGAGGACAAGCUACUGUACCGGGAUUCUCCAUACAAGGCACACCAGACGUACCCGAAGUUCUUUCCAACAAGGUGAUCCUAACACCACCGGCACCCGGUAAUACUCGAGGCGCGAUAUGGGCAGACCAACCGAACAGGUAUUUGACGUGGGUGGCAGAUGUCGACUUCAGGGUGAAUGGGCAGGAAAGAGGUAGCGGGAAUCUCAACAUCUGGCUUGCGAGACGGGGUAACCAAGAAAUCGGCUCGUCCAGCGUCUACGCCGUAAACAGAUUUGAUGGCUUGGCCCUCGUGAUCGACCAGCACAGUGGUUCGGGUGGUAUGAUCAGGGGGUUUUUGAACGACGGUACCAUCGAUUUCAAGGCACACCAGAACGUGGACAGCUUAGCCUUUGGGCAUUGCAAUUACCCCUACCGUAACUUAGGUCGGCCUUCUCAGAUCAAGCUGAGACAGACGUCCCAGGUAUUCAAGGUUGAGAUUGACGGUAGAUUAUGUUUCGAAAGCGACAAGAUCAGCAUCCCGCCAGGAUAUUACUUCGGUAUCACAGCCGCAGCGGGAGACAACCCCGAUUCCUUUGAGAUCUUUAAGAUGGUAACCAUGACGGAGAAUCUUGACGCUAAAUACGACGCACCUCCGCAGCAACAACAGCAGCAGCAGCAGCAGCAACAACAAUCGAACCAGAAUCAAGCGCAAGCACAAAUGAGCUACGGCCGCAACCCACCGAAUAACCGGAACCCCAAUGAAGGCGACGCCUUCGGUGACUCCAUCCCCGAUGCUGCAGCCAGCACUUACACAAGCUCCGAGGCUCAGUUCACCGAUCUUCACAACCGUAUACAAAGCACCAACCAGCAUUUGUCAACCAUCUUCCGCCAGGUUGCAAGUCUAGGGAGCAUUGGCGAAAAGCGACACGAGGAAAUUUCGAAGUCGGUCCACGAUUUGAAGCAGAUCCUGUCCAAGCUGGAUAGGCUCGACUCGCUCCAAAACGAGAUCAGCAAGCUGCAGCGGGACCUUAGGGACAUGCGAAACGACAUCAACACGAAGGUGAAGGAAUCGGAGCACGCGGUUAAGAGCUUCAUCGGUACGAACCACGGCACUAUGCUGGAGCACGUCGCUGUGCAGGCCGCUCCCAAGCACGGAAAACUCAUCUUCGUCAUCAUCGGAAGCCAGAUUCUAAUAGUGUCCGCUUACAUCUACUACGAGCGGAAGAAGGUUAUGCCCAAGAAAUACCUAUGA